UCUACUUGUCUUCCUCACUUGCCUUACUCACUUGUCAACUUCAACGUCACGACUACACCACUACGCACACAGCUCCAAGUUCAGACCUCGUAACUGCAGAUGAGCAACUAUCCAGGAUACACGCCGCCACAGCAGGGGCAAUGGGGUCAACAGCCGGCUCAAGGUCAAGGAUGGGGUCAAGCGCCCCCGCCUAAUCAGCAGUACCCGCCCCAGGGGCCACCUCAAGGGUAUCAGAACUAUGCCGGAGCGCCGCCUCCCCAAGGCGGCUGGAAUCAACCCCCUCCGCAAGGCCAGUAUGGCCAGCAAUGGCCGCCGCAGCCGAAUCAAUAUCAAGCACCCGGACAGCAGUUCAAUCAGCCACCACCUCCGCAACAAUACGGGAACUGGGGACCUCCGCCCGCUCAACCGGGCUAUGGAUCUCCUGCCCCCCAGCAGCCAUACGGGGCUCCGCCAGCUCAACCAGCCUACGGAUCUCCUGCUCCCCAGCAGCCCUACGGGGCCCCGCCGGCUCAACCGCCAUUUGGAUCGGCUCCUCCCAUGGCCCAGUACCCCCCGACCCCGGCGUCUCUGGGGUAUGGCGAGCAACAGACCGCCAACAUUAAUCUCAUUAAUGAAGCCAAGGCCCUCCGCAGAGCAAUGAAGGGCAUGGGGACAGACGAGAAAGUCCUCAUCAACGUUCUCUCCAAGAAAGAUCCCAUCCAGAUCAACACGCUUCGCGAACAGUACAAUAAGGAGGAGAAGCGGAACCUAAUCGCGGACCUAGAGAGUGAAACCUCGGGCUACUUGGAAGAAGGUCUCGUGCAGAUCGUCCGCGGUCCGCUCGACGGCGACUGCUACACGCUCUACAAGGCCAUGAAGGGCGCGGGUACCAAGGAAGCUGCGCUCGACGAUGUUCUCGUUGGCCGCUCAAAUGCAGAUAUCAACGCUAUCAAGGCUAGGUACCUGCACCUCUACAAGGGCUCACUCGAGGAACACCUCCGGGGGGAUUUGUCCGGCGGCACCGAGCAGAUGUAUAUGAUGAUCAUUGCCGCGCGCCGCGCCGAAGACUCUUACCCCGUUAUUCCGCAGGAGAUCGAUCACGCUGUCACACAGCUACAGAGUGGCAUGGGCAACGUUAUUAGCAAGAACAACAUCCAGGUCUGCGAGAUCCUCACGAGCAAGAACGACGCACAGCUCCGCGCCAUCGCCCAAACCUACCAGCAGCGCUACCAGAAGCCGCUGGAGGACGUCGUCAAGUCAAAGUUCUCGGGCCACAUGGAAGACGCGCUUCUUCUGCUGCUCGCGCGCGCGCAAAACCGGCCCAAGGCUGAGGCUGUGCGGCUCGAGGAGUCGAUGGCGGGGCCGGGAACGAAGGACAUGUUGCUUGUGCAGCGCGUCGUGCGAUGCCAUUGGGAUCAGCGAUUUAUGGGGCAGGUGAGGGACGCUUAUAAGAUGACUUAUGCACGAGACCUCGUUGGGAGAAUUGAGGGGGAGACGAGCGGAAAAUAUGAGAGAUUGCUGGUGGCUUGUGUCAAGUGAGGGGGCUGCUUUACUGAGGCAUGCGUCUCUUGGCUUUCUUUUGUGUUUCUUUCUCUUCUUGCUAUGAUUGAUACGGCUUUUUUUCCCUCAGUCUUUUUCAUGAUCAGAGUCGGAUGACUAUGUCAAUGCGUGGUUGGGCGGUAUUAGGGUAUUGAGCUGCCGGUGCAAUCGUGGGCGGGGGGCUCUUUUUAUUGCAAGCUGUGUAACCUAUGACUCUCGAAUUGAACUUUCUUGUCCGUGUAUCUCUAACAAACCAUCCAUC
This is a messenger RNA of Trematosphaeria pertusa, 1780 nucleotides long. RefSeq names its product Annexin. Lineage: Eukaryota; Fungi; Ascomycota; Dothideomycetes; Pleosporales; Trematosphaeriaceae. The transcript has a single exon. Bases 100 to 1518 code for a protein of 472 amino acids. The record is from RefSeq and is a predicted model, not a curated record. Gene Ontology annotation, molecular function: calcium ion binding; calcium-dependent phospholipid binding. Gene Ontology annotation, cellular component: cytoplasm.